AUGAAGGAGCUUGUGCAUGAUAAAGAUGCCGAUAAAGCUUAUUGCAGCUGCAAAGGAUUUGAAUUUUGGGGUAUUCCGUGCCGACACAUCCUAGCAUUUUUAAGAAUGAAGCAGGUGGAGCACUUACUAGACAAUUACAUAGUGAAACGAUGGCUUCAAAGUGUAAAGUGCGGUGUAGUAUAUGAUAAGAAUGACAAAGAAGUUAAAGAUUGCGUGGACGGUUUGGUUUUGGUUAAGAGAUCGAAACUUGGCAAAGUUGCAGUCAGAAUGAAGGAUCCCCAUCGAGUAAAAGCAAAAGGGCAUGCGAGAAGAGUGAAAGGACAAAAAGAGAAGGCAGCAGAAGGACAUAAACGACGGUGCAGUGAAUGUAGGAAGACUGAUCAUGAUAGACGCUCUUCAUCUUCCGACGCAGAAGUUGGUGCUGCAGUUGAUGAGAAUUCGCAGCCCAGUCAAAGCACGCAGGACAGGGAACCUACUAUGACAUAG
Messenger RNA from Prunus avium (sweet cherry), 486 nucleotides. The record is from RefSeq and is a predicted model, not a curated record. NCBI's taxonomy places the organism in Eukaryota, Viridiplantae, Streptophyta, Magnoliopsida, Rosales, Rosaceae.